UUGUACCGGUGUUCAUACAUGUGUAUGUGCAUGAGUUUGCAUCUCACAAUUUAAUUCAGAAAGCGAAACAUAGAACAAAAUAGAGAAGUAGCAAUUGCAUUUUGUUAAUUUUAUUGCGUAUUAAUUGGCGAAAAGCAAUUGCCGUCAGAAAAAAAGUAAAACUGAAUUUGAAGUGUUCGUUGGUAGUCGUUUUAAUAUACAUAUUCGUAUAUUUUUGUUUUGUAAGAAAUCAAAGCAAAUAAAUGCAAAGACGUUCAGCAUUUAAACGCUAAAAAGCUAGUCCAACCGAAUGAAAAUUGCGUGAUUUCCAGCGAAAGAUCAUAAAUAUAAAUUUUGGAGAAUAUAUUCACUAAUUAGGCGACGACGUGUAGAAGCAAAGGAAAUCGAAGAGAUUGAUAGUAAAAGUGCAACUGCUAAGAUAGCGCUCGGAAUAAAAAUAAGAAAAACGGUGAAGAAGCAACGGUGAGAAUGAGUUCCUACACGCACGCGGAUCCCAUAGCGCUCAGCUUUAAUGAGACAUGUUUGCGUAUGAGCGAUGUACAAUUACUACAAGGUCCACAUUGGUUGAAUGACCAAAUACUAUCAUUCUAUUAUGAAUACCUGGAAAAAAUUAAAUAUAAAAACAAUCCUGAUUUAUUAUUUGUGGCACCAGAAGUUACACAAUGCAUGAAGCUAAUGGACGAUGGUGAAUUGGAAACAUUACUAAACCAAUUGGAAGCAACACGCAAGCCUUUUAUAUUCUUUGCGCUUAACGAUAAUGAAUCAACACAAGCUGGUGGUACCCAUUGGUCGCUGUUGGUAUUUUCACAACCUGAGAAAACGUUCUUCCAUUUUGAUUCUUGGGGCAACAACAACUCAACAGCAUCACAUCAAUUCGUCCAACGAAUAAAAGAUGCCUUGAAUUGUCGCCAAUGCCAUAUGAAACCAAUACGUUGCUUGCAACAAGCAAAUGGUUACGAUUGUGGCAUACAUGUUAUCUGCAUGACAGAUAACAUUGCAGAUUAUGUGAAUCGGUAUGAAUGUGUGGAAGGAGUGGGACCAUUGCAUAAGGAUAUAAUAAGCGCGAAAAGAUCAGAACUUCUGAAAUUGAUACAAUCUUUGGGGGGAAAGGUUUAAAAACAAAAAAAAAAAUACUAAAUAUAUCGAUAUCGUAAAGAAAACGAAUAAGGAUUUUACUGCGCAGACAUUUUCUGAGGGUUUGGAAGAUUAAUGGCUGUUGAAGAAAAUGAGGAUAUUUUUGACGAGCAGAAAGUCUUUUUUAUUUUUUUUUAUUAGGAAAGCACAGGGAUAGCUUUAGAAAUAGAAACAAAAAUGAUUAUAAGAAAUUAAUAUCUGCAGUGACACUAAGCGUUUGUGUGUUUUACUUGCUUAGUUAUUAUUUGUUUCAUAAGAAAUCGCUUUACGAUACUUGAAACGUUCAUUGAAAAGAAAGAAUUAGUAGUUUUGAGAAAUGUAAGUUUUUUUUUUUAUAACUAAAUAUUUUUAUUUGAUUACUUGAAAAUAAAAUGAAAAUCCUUUUGAGAAGGUAACGAAUAAUAAA
Messenger RNA from Ceratitis capitata (Mediterranean fruit fly), 1540 nucleotides. RefSeq names its product sentrin-specific protease 8 (gene Den1). The transcript has 2 exons. Gene Ontology annotation, biological process: proteolysis. NCBI's taxonomy places the organism in Eukaryota, Metazoa, Arthropoda, Insecta, Diptera, Tephritidae. The coding region runs from base 469 to 1116 and encodes 215 amino acids. The record is from RefSeq and is a predicted model, not a curated record. Gene Ontology annotation, molecular function: cysteine-type peptidase activity; deNEDDylase activity.